Molecule: messenger RNA, 2492 nt
Organism: Coffea eugenioides
Lineage: Eukaryota; Viridiplantae; Streptophyta; Magnoliopsida; Gentianales; Rubiaceae
Exons: 5
Coding region: 63-2351 (762 amino acids)
Molecular function (GO): protein binding
Source: RefSeq, a predicted model, not a curated record
UCUAAAGAUUGAACAAAGAUCACAUUUUUUGAAGAAUUUUGUGGAUUGAGUCUGCAUCAGUGAUGAGUAAUUCUGAGAAGAAUUGUCAAGUAAAAGGGUUCUUGACUCCACCACCAAAAUGGAGAUCAAAUCGGUGUGUGCCAGUGAUGCCACGUACAGAAAGGAAACCAUGGAGUUCAGGGAAUGGUCAUUUGGGCCUCAAGACUGAUCUUUUUCAUGUCAUUCAUAAAGUUCCUGCUGGAGACUCGCCUUAUGUUAAAGCCAAACAUGUCCAGGUGAUAGACAAGGAUCCUAGCAGAGCCGUCUCUCUGUUCUGGGCGGCAAUCAAUGCUGGUGAUCGAGUUGAUAGUGCUCUCAAGGACAUGGCAGUAGUAAUGAAACAAUUGAAUCGGUCAGAUGAAGCGAUUGAAGCAAUUAAAUCUUUCCGACAUCUUUGCCCUCUUGAAUCUCAAGAAUCUCUUGAUAAUGUGUUGAUCGAACUUUACAAGAGAUCUGGUAGGAUUGAAGAAGAGAUACAGCUGUUAGAACAUAAGAUCCAGAAUAUUGAAGAUGGCAUUGCUUUUGAUGGGAAGAGGACAAAGAUGGCCAGAUCUCAAGGGAAGAAAAUACAUGUCACAAUUGAGAAAGAGUACUCUAGAUUGUUAGGUAACUUGGCUUGGGGGCAUUUGCAGCUAGGGGAUUACAAAUCUGCAGAAGAGAGUUAUAGAAAAGCACUUUCACUUGAACCCGAUAAGAACAAGCAGUGCAACCUGGCAAUUUGCUUGAUAUACUUGAACAAGACUGCAGAAGCUAAAUUUUUGCUUCAAUCUGUAAGAGCUUCAUGCAUUAAUGAGCAAAUGGAUGAAUCAUAUGGUAAAUCCUUUGAGCGCGCUACUCAGAUACUGGAAGACCUUGAAAAGCAAAGCAGUGUCAGAACUAUGGCAUGGGAAGAAGGCAUAUGUGGAGAAGCUCAGACACCUUUCCCAUCAGGUGUAAGAAGAGACGUCAUAGGAUUAUCUGGAGAUAGUAAUGGGGGUCAAAGUGAUCAUCCAGGAGGUGGAAUGUCUCAAGGGUCAUCGUUUCUGCAUCAAAACAAAAUGAUGUCAGUGGACAAUGAAAUGAAGGGCAGAGCUGGUUUUUGGAAUUACAAAGAAAGUGACCUUAGUUUCCCUCGUGCAGGAUAUGGCGGAAACAAAAGAAAUGAAAAUCAGCUCAGUAAUGGCCAACUUAAGAUGUAUACCUCUCCAGUUUCUCUUGCAGGACAUCCAAAGGAUUUAUUUACCCAACCACGAAAAUGCUUAUGGUCAUCCAAUGGAGAUCAGAAAAGGGGCCGACUUGCAGAGGAAGCAGCUGGUGGUUGCAAUAGAAAAUUGUCAUUUGAGCAGCAUAAAAAUCACGAAAAGUUGCAGUUUGAGAGCCUCCAUAAUUAUGAGAAAAUUUUCUCCUUAUCUGCAAAUAAUGAACCCAAAACAUCAAGACCAAAAGCAUCAACUAGUGAAAAUUGGAGGAGAAAUAUGUUGCCGAAUCAUGCUAAAACAAGCAGUGAGCUUUCUUGGAAGCCUAUGGAUCAUGGAGAGUGCAAAACGAAUGUAUUGGAAACUGAUGAGCAACUGAAUGCCGCCAAGGAUGAGUGCAAGGAGAAAUGCAGUAUGCCUCCAGAGUUAAUAGUCGAUAGUGAAAGAACGAGUGUUAAGCAUUUCUCCAAUGUAGAUUGUGAACAGAGUUCUACUUCUUUGACUGCAGAUAAUGGGGAAUUGAUAGGAGCCGCUAAAAAUGAUUGCAAAGAACAGAAAUCAAGUCAGCAACUAUCUACAACAAGCUCAAAAGAGUCUCAUGAUUCCUCCAAAAGCAAGAAGAGUUGGGCUGACAUGGUUGAAGAAGAAGAGCAGAAGUCAGAAAGUGGAACACAUGAUUUUCCUGUUCAUACAGGGGGAUUUUCAUUUAACAAACCUGUUUCUUGCAGAUCACCAAGCAAGUAUACUGAUGAGUGCAAAGGGAGAGAAGGCUUCUCCAAUGAGAACUUCAAUACAAACAUUGUUCUUCAGACUCCUGAUCUUCUGGACAAGUCUCAGAAUUUGAGCCAAAAGAUUGAAUCAUUGAGUCUGAGAGAUGGUUAUUACACUCAGCCUCACCACGAUACUGUGUCCAAAGAUGGAACAAUGGAGCAAUCCUUGUCUUUUGGUGUCCAUCAGAACCCAGACGUAUCAGCAAACGACUUUUCUUCUCCAGUGCAUAAGAGAGCCUUGGAUUUUGGGUGUGAUAACUCUAUGCCUUUUGAAGGGCAUCACGCUACUCCAAAUGGCAUAAACUUACUACGGAGGAACCGAUUGCAGGUUUUCCAAAAUAUAACUCCUGAAAGUCCAAGAUGCUGAUUGACUUGUAUAGAUAAUCAGAAGUGUGAAUAACAUUUUACUACAUUCUUGAAAAGAUUCUUGUCUAUUCAUUUAAGGGCUGAUUUGUCUGUGGAUUUUUUUCCCACUAUUUGUGCAUGAUGAGGCUGUAAAUAUGUUCAC